CCUUUGAUGUGACGAGGGUCGUCGCUGGCUUGACGUCACUUCCGGGUCGCGGCUCCGUUGGAAAUGGACGACAGUCUUCAUCUGGCAGACGGUGGAUUGACUAAAAAUGUGGCCAGGUCAGGCAGAAGAGCUCGUCAGGCGGCUGAGAUGAUGAGCGCUGAAGACUCUCGUCAGAGGAGAUCCUCUUCAUCAGUCAGUAACGCAGCAGAGGGACCUCCACCGAAGCCGGCCCGUCGUCAGGGAGGAUGGGCGGAGGAGAGCACAGGAACCGGAUCUGCCAAGUCCAGACGACAGUCGGCCGCUGAAGAGCUGGAGGACCGGCGGCUGAGGCCACAAACCCCAGAGGGCUCUGACAAUGAAAGUGACAUCCCAGUGAUUCCAGACCUGGAGGAGGUUCAAGAGGAAGACCUCAGCAUGCAGAUCGCUGCUCCACCCAGUAUCCAGGUGAACAGAGUUAUGACCUACAGAGACCUGGAUAAUGACCUCAUGAAGUACUCGGCUUUCCAGACUCUGGAUGGAGAGAUUGACCUGAAGCUGCUCACGAAGGUUUUAGCCCCGGAGCAGGAGGUGAGAGAGGAGGACGCGGGCUGGGAUUGGGAUCAUCUGUUCACCGAGGUCUCCUCUGAACUCCAGACAGAAUGGGAUCAAGGAGAGCGAGAAGAUCAGUCUCCACUUCCUGUGGCCUGAGGAUGGAUUUACACGUCAUGUGUUCAGAUGGGAAAAUAUUGUUCAUGUUGAAUGUGUUUCUUGACGUGUGCAUUUCUCAUUAAGGUUAACCUUGCAAACCCAGAAACAUUGCUUUUAUUAACUAGAUCAAUCUGGAGACAUUUGUCACCGUUUGUAGUAUCUGGAAAAAACAUAAACCCAAGGUUAAUGAGCGAGCAAACUGAAAUCCAGUUGAUUAAGUUAAAAUUAACUUUGCACAUCCGAGCAAGCCGGCCUUAUCAUUAUUGACCACAGCAUCGACCAUCUGAGCUCGUCCUGUGCUCAUGAGCUUCAUUCCUGCGUCUCUAUCACAACGUGUGGAUUUAAGCCACAACAUCAGAGAUAUGUGUUUGAAACCUUUACAUCUCAUGAAUUCAUUCAUAAGCAUUAGUUCAAACUGAAAUGUUUCAUUAUUAUUAUUUUUUUAUGAUAAUCAGUAUGUAUUUUGUAUACUAUGUAUUUGUUUUUACCGUUUUUCUCAAUCGAUUUGAUACUUGUCUCCAAUGGACUUGUUCUCAAAACAUUUAACACAGCCUUAACCAAACAGUUCAGCUUUACUGCAAAAUGAAGCACGGCAAUUUUUCCUAAUAAUGCAAUUAUUAAAAUGAAAUAUUAAUAUCAAAUCUAUAGAUGUGUUCCCUAUUUAUUAUAAAACACAUUACACAUUUAGCUGUAGAUGCACAAAUAUUCUAAUGAAAAUAAAUGUUUAUUGCAAUACUUCAACAGGAAGUUUUGUUUUACAUAUAUAGUGUACUGUAUAUCUAAACUAAAUGAAACACCUGUUAUCACCUUUGAGAAAAAAAAAAAAAAACUUCAGAUCUGUUUGUGCAGCAAGAACUGCCAACUAAGUUUCCUGAAAACUACAGAUCAGUGUUUUACAGUCAUUUGUAUGAAAUGAAUGAAAACGUUCAGUCUGUUUAGGAAAAUUAUUAAGUUUUCAGAUCACUGUUAACUGUUUUGAGUUUGGAGACGUGUGAAAUCCAUGGAGAAAAACUGUAAAUGGUUAAAAGGUUAAAUGAGGAUUUGACCAGCAGACUGAAAAUAAAAACAGUAGAAAUAGCA
This is a messenger RNA of Carassius auratus (goldfish), 1767 nucleotides long. RefSeq names its product intraflagellar transport 43 homolog (Chlamydomonas) (gene ift43). Gene Ontology annotation, cellular component: cilium; intraciliary transport particle A. Bases 64 to 687 code for a protein of 207 amino acids. The record is from RefSeq and is a predicted model, not a curated record. The transcript is spliced from 9 exons. NCBI's taxonomy places the organism in Eukaryota, Metazoa, Chordata, Actinopteri, Cypriniformes, Cyprinidae. Gene Ontology annotation, biological process: intraciliary retrograde transport.